Carassius gibelio (silver crucian carp) is the source of this 1390-nucleotide messenger RNA. Its product is annotated as gastrula zinc finger protein XlCGF7.1-like. NCBI's taxonomy places the organism in Eukaryota, Metazoa, Chordata, Actinopteri, Cypriniformes, Cyprinidae. Gene Ontology annotation, molecular function: RNA polymerase II transcription regulatory region sequence-specific DNA binding; DNA-binding transcription factor activity, RNA polymerase II-specific. The transcript has 3 exons. The record is from RefSeq and is a predicted model, not a curated record. Gene Ontology annotation, cellular component: nucleus. Gene Ontology annotation, biological process: regulation of transcription by RNA polymerase II. The coding region runs from base 132 to 1007 and encodes 291 amino acids.
CUUUAUUCCAGUUGGUGGCAGUAAUGCGACAGUUAGGCUGCAAUCCUCAAAUAAACACCGAAGAAGAAGAGAAGAGCUGGUUCUUCAGUUUGGCGGUUUUCUGAGCUCACAAGUACGAGCAUCAAAGCAUCAUGAAGAAGAUAAAUCUGCAGAGACAGAGUUUACUGAAGAACAGAGAGAACAUGAGAGAUCUAGAACCCUGCAGAACCAAACACACUGAAGAACAAACAGAUCUGAUGGAGGAGAGUGAAGAGCAGAAAACUCAUCACGGCAAAACCAGUGAUAACAUUCGCUCACAGACCGAAAGAGUUUCUGUACUGAAAAGAAGAAACAAGAAAAGUUGCACCUGCACUCAGUGUGGAAAGAGUUUGUCAAACAACUUUACUCUCAGUGUUCACAUGAGGAUCCACACUGGAGAGAAACCGUUCACAUGUGAUCAGUGCGAGAAGAGCUUCACAGAUUUAGGAAGUCUGAGGAAUCACGAGAACAUCCACACCAGAGAGAAACUGCAUGAAUGUGAUCAGUGUGGAAAAACAUUUGUAAGAGCUUCACACCUGAAGAAUCACCUGAAAGUUCAUUCAAAAGAGAAACCACAUUCAUGUUCUUUAUGUGGAAAGAGCUUUUCAGAACUGAGGAAUUUAAAACUUCAUCAGACAAUACACACUGGUGUGAGAGAUCAUAUGUGCUUUGAGUGUGACAAGACUUUUAUUACAACUCAACAUUUAAAACUGCACCAGAGGAUCCACACUGGAGAGAAACCUUACAAGUGUUCACACUGCGACAAGAGAUUCAGUCGGUCAGGAGACCUGAAAUCACACGAGAGGAUUCACACUGGAGAGAAACCGUACAAGUGUGAUCAUUGUGGGAAGAGUUUCGCACACAACGGAAAUUUUAAGAAACACGUGAACAUCCACACUGGAGAGAAGCUGCACCCAUGUGAUCUGUGUGAAAAAACAUUUCUAAGAGCUUCACACCUGAAGAGUCACCUGAAAGUCCAUUCAAAGUAGGAACCACAUUCAUGUUCUUUGUGUGGAGAGAGUUUUACUCGUCUUCAGAGUUUAAAAGUUCAUCAGAAGAGACACACUGGUGUGAGAGAUCAUAUGUGCUUUGAGUGUGAGAAGACUUUUAUUACAAAUCAACAUUUAAAACUGCACCAGAGGAUCCACACUGUUUCACUCAAACAUCUACUACACAAACACACUAAACACAUUCAGAGUAAGAUCAUCUUCAGAUCCAGCACAAGUUAACAACUUUAUUAAUCCCACUAGUGACAGUUAGCAUAGUAGCAUCAUAUAACAAACACAAGAUAUCACAUAGAAAUACAGAAAACAAACAAGUAUCUUAUAACAAACACAAGAUAUCACAUAGAAAUACAGAAAACAAACAAGUA